CGCCCCACCCCCUUGUAGCCACGUCCCGGCCACGGAGCCCUCUGGGAAGUGUAGUCUGCGCCUGCGUUGUUAUCGCUGUGAGGCCGGGGGGCUGCGGGCGGAAGCGGGACCACCCCCUCCCGGGAUGCGAGCUGCGGGGCCGACCCAGGCGAGCCAGCACUGCGGCUCCCCGCGCGUCCCGGUUCCCAGCCCCGCCUCCUAUCGUGUAAAACUGGGCCGCUGUCCUCGAGGGUCUCGAGGGUCUCUGUGCAGCCUCCUGCCUGAGCCGCGCCGGAAGCUGGGUGGGCCAGGGAGUCGCGAAGCUGAGUUCCGCCAUGGCGCUCCAGGGACCUCUGAGCUGCUUCCUCUCUCUGCUUUCCUGUCACCCACAGAGCCUGGAGGAGCCACAGCGGGAGAGAGCCACCAUGAUAAGGGACAAGAACCCCCACUGGAGCGUGGCUCCCAAGGAGGGCAGCCCCAGCAGAGCCUACACCUCACCGCCUUAGUGCAGCUGGUAAAGGAGAUUCCAGAGUUCUUGUUUGGAGAAGUGAAGGGCACGGAGGACUUCUCCGAGAGUGGGAGCGCCAGUCUGGAUGGGGAGCAAGCGAGCCCUGAGGUAGCUGGGGCUGUGGAAGCUCACCCUCCCCGAAGCCUGCUCAGCUCUCUUCCAGAGAGCCCCGAAAGCCACCCCAGCCUGGCCACCACACCCACAGGCAGCUCAUCUUCCAGUGGCCCUCCUGGAGACUGGGCUCAAGAAAGCCCCCUGCCUACCAGAACUGCUGAUAAGCCACUGUCCAUAGAGAAAGAAGGCUUAGGAGCCUCAGGAGAGACUUCCGUUCAUCCCACCCAAAGCCUGGACCAGAGCAAGAGCCACCUAACACAAGACAGAGGAACCUCCCCCGAGAACAGUCCCUUGCAAGGCCUCAUCAACUGUCUGAAGGAAAUCCUUGUGCCUGGACCCCAGCACCGUGGGACGGCCCCAGACUUGCCACCUUGUCUCCCUGGCCUGAGUGUGUUGAAACAGACCAGAGCUGAGGUGGAGUCAGGGAGCCUGCCCUGCCCCGUGAAGACGGAGGCAGUAUCCGGGGAUUGUCCCCUUCAGGGCCUGCUGAACUGUCUGAAGGAGAUCCCAGAAGCCCCAGACAGGCGUCCCAGCCCCUCAGGAGCAGGGGACCUGCGGCUACAGGAGGAUCCAGGGAAAAGGAAUUCUGGAGGGAUGAGGUGCCCCCAGACUCCUCCUCUCCGCCGUAGUCAAGGAGCUGGAGGUAUGCUUGCCAUGGUGAAGGUAGAAGAUGGCUGGGCCCAGAGUCCCCCAGUGCCAGCACCCUGCCAGCUCAGCAGGCAAGGCCACAGUCCCUAUUUCACCGGAGAUAGCAGAGAGGUCCGCGUGCCCCGCUGGGGUCCCAUGACGCUCGCAGGCAGGGCAUCAAGCUCACCUCUAGAAGCGCUGGAGGCCUGUCUGAAGGGCAUCCCUCCAGGUGGGUCAUCACCUCUUCAGUCUCUAGCCACCUCGUGGUCCAGGAGUCCCCAGCCAGGAGAGGCUGGGUCUCAGAGGCUUGAGCUACAGCCACAAGGAUCUCACAGUGAAGAAGCUACAAGAGAACCAUUUCUGCCUCUGAGCUUGCAAGGCUGCAGGAGAGAGGGACCUGGGGUUCAACCCUCUGGCCCCCAGGGAACACCUACCAGCUUCUCCUCGGCCAGCAGCAGUGAUGGGGAUCUGGAUUUCGGGAGCCCCAGGAGCAGUCAGGGUCAACGGCUUGGGAAAGGAUACCCACCAGGAAACUCUCCACUCCAAGGCCUGGAGAACUGUCUGAGAGAGAUCCCUAUCCCCAGGCCACAGGCUGCCUGGCCUUGCUCCUUGGCCGCAGACAGGGGAUUGAAGAGAACAGAGCCCAGGAACUGGACUGCAGACAGAGAAGGCCCGAGGGGUGAGGCCUGUGAGCCACCCCACUUUGGACAGGGUCGGGGAGACGUGCCCAGCAGGAGUCUCCGUCUGGGCAGUACACAGACCUGUCCCCCCACCUGCCACCAAGUGACUGCCAGGCCAGGAGUGUGGCAGUGGCCAAAAGAUGAGACAGCCACCAUGCCCUCCCCUCUACACUGCCUGGAGAGCUCUCUGAGGGGGAUCCUGCCUGUGAGGCCCUUGCGGUUCACCUGCGUGACCGGUCCCGGCCCCGGCCCCAGCCCCAGCCCCUGUUCCAGCUCCAGCUUCAGCAGCUCUGAUGAAGAACUAAGGCCAGAGCCUGCAUUCUGGCAGCCACCCCUCCAGAAGAAAGACCACCUUCCCUCCGGUAAGGGUCCCGUCCCUCUGUGUCCUGUCUCGGGAGCAUCCCCAAGAAUCAGCCACGAUAGCCGUCUUGCUGAAGAACCUGAGAGAACAGAGCCUGGAGACGGCGGCAGCACAGGAAAAGCAGAAGGGACAGGAGUCAAGUCCCAGUCACCCAGAAGAGAAGGGGCUGCAGAGCACACAUGUCAGCCUGACCCUGCCAGCAGUGAAGAAGGAAAAGGAGGAGUGCUCUGUGCUCGCUCUGAAGCAGCAUCCGGGCUCCCAUGGCCUGCCUCUCAGCCGGAGAAAAGUCCUGAGCCCAAGGGUACUGAAGACUCCAGGGACCUCAAGCCUGGACAUGAGCAACCCGAUGCCACAGCCAGGACCCAAGGGAAGCUGCUCUCUGAGGACCCUCCGGAGCCACCUAGCAAGUCUCCCCUUCCCACGACAGCCUUGUCAAAAUGGCCACCCACUUCUUUCCAGCCGCCAUGCCCCUGCGGCAGAUCCCUGCAGCAGGAGCUGCACAGCCUUGGUACUGCCCUCACGGACAGGCUGGACCAGCUUGCGGCAGCCUUGGCAGGCUUGACUCAGGAAGUGGCCACCAUGAGGACCCGGAUGGAUCGGAUGGAAAGGCGCCCACGGAGCCUUGGGCCAAAAGGCCAGGCUUCUGGGCAGUUGGCCCUCUCCCGGAGGCCUCGCUGGGCCAACAGACUGGACCACAGGCACCCACCCUACUGGAGGCAGAAGGGUGCCACCAGGCCCAGACCAAAGAUCCUGCGGGCCCAGGCAGAAGGCCUCAAGACUGGUGACUGCCCAGGACUCUCUAGAGGGAAGGGCAGUUUGAUGCCUCAGCUGCCUCCAGACGCUUCUUUGGUAGAAUCUUCCAGGCCCACCUGUAGCUCAUCCCAGCAGAUCUCCUCAGCACCUGGAGGCCACAAUGUGCUGGCUGCACAGCCCCUUCUGGAACACACUGGAUGCCACCAGGAUCCCCUCUCCCCUCCAGUGCCUACCGCCUUGGUCCCCCUCGUGGCCUCACCUGCAGCCAGUGCAGACCCAGAACCUCAGGCUGCUGGAGUGGCAGCAAUCAGCACUCCAAAUCAGCACAAGGAACCUAACAGCCUGCUAGGGGGAGCCCUCAGUAAAGACCUCUGGGAAGGUGACCACAGGGAUCCAAGGUGGGGGACCCAUUAACUGCGCUCUUUGUCCGCUCAGACUUGCUGGGUAGCCCGGAUGCCCUGGCGGGAUCCUCUGGGGUACAACCAUCACAGGCUGCCUGCUUCCCAGGGGUUAUAUCUUCCUUACCUGCUCAGCCAGCCCUCUCAUUGCUGCUGCAAGCCCGGCCCUUAGCCUCUGCUGUGCCAGGCCCCCGUGGUGUCUGCACAGAGCUACUGUAGCGGCAUUCCUCGGCCAUACCUCUGGCUUUCUCGGCUCAGGUUCAGUCAGCCAGCUGCUCUUCCUCCUCAGCAGAGCCCAUCUGGGUUCCAAGAGGGUGCCAUGCAUACCACAUAUGUACAGAGCCGGCUGCAGAGGGCACUGUGAAGGCACCUUAAUCCGAUUGCCUGUUCCUGAUCUCUAGGACACUGGAAGGCCAGCCUUGGUCUGUCUAGAGUGUAUACUUCACAGAUGUCAUUUAGGGAAGAGCUGGCCUGUGGUCUAAGCUGAGUUGACCCACAUGGAUUCUAAAAUUAAAUAUAUUACCUGCUAAGAAAAGGCCAUUGGCUUCUAUGGAAGGGUUCCCAGAGGAGACGACAUUCAGGCAUGGUUGCCUGGAUUGUCACCAGUACAAUGGGAACUGGGCAGCUCAUGUUUCCCUCUUCCACACACACACACACCUAAGAGGCUGGGGACAGAGCGCCACAGAGUCCCUUGGGGAAGAGUACUGCACAUGAGUCAGUGUCACAGACUUAGUCUGGGCAGCUUAAAUCAGGGGUCCCAAAUCAAGGUCUCGUCAGGGUUGGUUCUACAGAGGACGUCCGGCUCCGCUGGGGGCUGCCUUCAUGCUCCCAUGGCAUCUUCUAUGAGUCUUUUCUCCAAGUGCCCCUCCCACCAGGACACAGGAUGUUCUGGACGGCACUCCUUCUUGUUUGAACUUAACCUUCUCUAAAGACUCUAAGGAACGUCACAUUCCGAAGUGCCAGGGGGCACGCGGCAUGUCAGCCUUUCAACAUUAUGACAGUGUUGUCAUCUAGGAAGUUCACGUUCAAGAACCAGACAGUUGAGAUUAAAACAAACAAACACACAAACAAA
Molecule: messenger RNA, 4492 nt
Organism: Mesocricetus auratus (golden hamster)
Lineage: Eukaryota; Metazoa; Chordata; Mammalia; Rodentia; Cricetidae
Gene: Krabd3
Product: KRAB-A domain containing 1
Exons: 17
Coding region: 125-3436 (1103 amino acids)
Biological process (GO): regulation of DNA-templated transcription
Source: RefSeq, a predicted model, not a curated record